Acaulospora morrowiae is the source of this 717-nucleotide messenger RNA. Lineage: Eukaryota; Fungi; Glomeromycota; Glomeromycetes; Diversisporales; Acaulosporaceae. The record is from the annotation of a GenBank genome assembly.
AUGACUGAUUUAGUUUCCGAGAAUGAUAUAUCUUUGAUUCCGUAUCAGUACACGCUUGGUCACCGAUACUACUAUGCAGUUAACUAUCGAUAUGACUACACACUCACUAGUAUUCCUGGAACAAAAAAAUUAUACACUAAUAACAGUACAUCCGCCAUUAACAUUUCAAACACUUCCUCAACCUCAAACGACUCAACAUUUGAACUUGCACUUGAAAUCUCUCGUUCAUUGCGAAUAUUAACUCCAGGCUACUACGAAGUGCAAGAAGAUCGAUACACCGCUGAUGGUAGUUCUUACAGGGUAGUAACAGCAAUUGCAUCUUAUACUUCGUGGUUUUACAUUGCUUGGGGCCCACCAAUUACCAUAAAAUUUUCAGUCACCGAUCGACUUAAUCCUUUGGAUCCUCAAAACUUGACACAUUGUGAAUAUCAGUUUACGUGGACUUGGAUUUUGAACGGAUAUGUGAAUAGAAAGUGUCCAGGAGAAAGUGACCUAACAGAAGUCGCCUAUGUGUCUGGAUCAAGCCUUUUUGGCUUCUACUUUUGGAAUCCGAAUGAGACUCAUGUUUAUGCUAACUCGACCAUACCAAACCUGAAUCCAUUUGGACUUUACGAGAGAAAUGUAUACAUAGAGUCCAGUGCACCGUUUCCACCAAUCAUACCCGCUCUCUAUACUGCUUAUUAUGAGUUUCUAAGCAACGGAAGAAAAUCAAAAUAG